Suillus discolor is the source of this 2835-nucleotide messenger RNA. RefSeq lists its product as uncharacterized. The coding region runs from base 1 to 2835 and encodes 944 amino acids. The transcript is spliced from 11 exons. The record is from RefSeq and is a predicted model, not a curated record. NCBI's taxonomy places the organism in Eukaryota, Fungi, Basidiomycota, Agaricomycetes, Boletales, Suillaceae.
AUGUUACGUGCUGAGCUGCACCCAAUGCUUUCUCUUGUCAUUAUGCGUAUACAACGCUAUUUCCAACAAUGUUCAUCCUUUACACACGUUCACCGAUUUCUGAGCCGCGCAAUCGAGCUCCUCAUUAACCUUACUCGACGCUUUCGUCACUCAUCACGGGUUCAAGAUGAAGAAAAGGCAUCGGCAACGACAUACGAGGUUCGAUCUCUGCAGCCAAUUGGCGAAUAUAUUUGUGCUAGUCAACUGCCGCCGAGCUCGAGUCCAGAUAGCAGACCAAGUGAACCGUGUUCCCCAUCAGACACUCCCUAUGACCCACCUACGCGUAUUGUAAUACCCCGUCGCCCAACCAGGCAACAUACAUCUCAUGAAGUCAUGUCCAGUCCUGAACGUUUGACAGUGCCAGGUCCGCCAGAAAUAAGGGAGUCCUUCCCCGACCGCGCACCACCUACUCCCACUUCUACUACGGCCACAACUCGUCCUCCCAUUUCCGUGAACACCAGGUUCAACAAAAGUUUUCUGAGUGGCUACCCAGACCUUUCCCAGAUUUCACCGAGCCAGCGGACGCCUAUUUCACCAGAUGAUUUCGUUCACCGUCCUACACUUUCUCGUGCAGCUACUUUCGGUGGUAGCUGCUCGGAGGGCCCGUCACUCACCACACGGUCUUAUCUGAGCCCCCGUCGGCAUACAUUGGCAGUGCCAAACUCUCCAGACCGUGAACCCAUAAGCCGACCAGGCAGCGCCCAGUCAAAUGUGUCUCUUGGUCGAAAUUCAUAUCGAAAACAUGAUGGACAAGCCCCACGCCCUCGCUCCCCCACUCCGAGCCUUUACGAAAGCUCAUCGAAUAUGUGUGGCCCAUCUUCCGCUACCCUCGCCGCGGCUGUGGCGUCGGAUGCUGAUGGCUCACAGGUUCCUUUUGCUCCGCGCGCUUCAUCUUCAGGCCAUGCGCAUUCGAGGGACACUACUGGACCACGUUUUGCUCCAAUGUCAGCGAAUGGAGUCAAGCGUUUUGAUCGACAUUCCCGAGAAUUUGCUAUGAUCGAUCCUUCAAUAUCUGACUACAAGAUCAAGGCUUACCAAGUCGAAUACCCCAGUCACGACGGAAACCUCCCAGAAGGCUGGACGGCGCAUGUACACCCGGAAGGUGCCCGCUACUUCCUGCAUGCACAGACAGUGAGUGAUGAUCUUUCCCGCUGUGUUAUAGUUACAAAUCGACCCCAGAGAACAUAUACGGAGUCAGAUGUCUGUUCACAGGAGGUAUUGCACGACAUCACCUACUUUUCAAAUUAUCUUCACGGAGAACUCCGCAUCGCCAUUGACACCAAGAAGAUUGACGUUGACUACGACGAUGUAGAACUAGUGCUUGAGCCGAAGAAAGCAGGUUGUGCGGAUAUCAUAUGCUGCUACUACUUCGUCAACCCUCCAGAGAGAUGUCUGUUCUGGCUAGAUGAAUAUGAUGCAGAGGAUAUGCUAGGGGAAUGUCGGGGGGUUACCGCUUUAUCUCACAAACGACUGGCAGUUCAAGCUCAAUACUGGUGUGUGUCACUACCAAAGAAGCACUGGGAAUUGUUUCCCAACCUUUGCCCAGUUGCGCACGAUAUAUUGGACGAGCUAAAGGAACUUAUGCUUCAUGCCACUUGCGAUCACCUCACAACCACACGAUCUGCAGCAGCGUUAAGCGCCGAUGAACUCAAGCAGUACUUUGAAAUUGUGAAGUGGAUAAAGGGUAAUGCCACGCCUAUGCUUCUUGUGAGGGCGAUAUACCCAUCUUCGAUAAUGCUGUUGAUCAGACGAACAGGGCGACUUAUGCACACCUUCUGUCGCAACCAGUACCUGAACUUCCAUGGUCAACCAUGUGCUCGGUUAAGUGUCGACCAGACAGUGCGCGGCUGGAGUUAUAAGCCAUCGAUUUACAUGACUAUAUUUGCUCCACUCCUAUGCAUGGCCCCCGUUGCUCACGUAAGGUCCCUGCAUACCAGCUUUGUAGACGAUCUCGCAAGUACCUCGGAGUGGAAGAUAUUCAUCACGAAACUGAAUGGGCAACUCCAGAACCUAAACCUUCUUGGUACGGUGCUACUUGGUGCCAAUGUUGGUUUUCUGGCAAUCCAAUCAGUCGACUCAGGUGCCGGGCGUUCACCGACGCAAAUAGCUAGUUACAUGUCGCUGGUUCUUAGUUUCGGCUCUAUUUCCCUGGGUCUGACGUUCAUCACUCUGGAUCUCACUGGCAGGGAUCGCGGCUCUGAGGCUUCAAGAUUUUUGCAACGGAUGAAUGACGGAAAACACGGCCUGGAAAAGUUGGCGAUGAUCUACAGUCUCCCUUACGCAUUGCUCAUGUGGAGCAUGCUCUUCUUCAUCGCGGCAUUCUCCUACGAAUGGUGUAAACCCGGAGACGCAGUUUCUAGGUCUAUCGUCGGUGCCGUACUACUUACUGUCUGCGGGCUCGUCGUCUGGUGUAUAUCCGUGGCAUCCGAUAAGCGUGCGCCGUGGUGGUGGGAGUCAGACCAACCGGAAGUGGUCAGCAAGGUGACUAGCGAAGAGACCAACAAGCGCCCGGAUAAUAAGCGUCCCAGUCUUGCUUCUCGUCUGCGCGGCUGGUUUGCUACCGCAAAUAAACGAGUUUCAGUGGCUUCUGUUCGCAGUGCACGCAGCGGACCACCACCUCAUACCCGAGAGGGGACUCGGAUGUCCGUACCGCUCAUCUCGUUUAGGCGCGCGACAGUGAGCCAGCAGAAUCCACCCAAGAUCACCGUGACCCAGAGACCUGAAUCAGGGGAAGCAAAUGGCACGAGCCGCACUCCGGUAUCAGAGGUGGGAGUGGGCUAUAUGGGAUAUAUUUGA